UUGCCUUCUGGCGCCCUCUAAAGGGAGAAGCUGAAAAAUAUGAACUUGGCUAAAAAGAGAGCUGCGCUCUCGCUAGAUGGCAGUAUUGGUAACAUUAGUGGUUUCUCCAGUCGUAUUAUGCACAAGAAGAAAAAUAUUAGUCACAUUUGACUCAAACAUUGACAGAAAAUAGAAGCCAAAUGGGAGAUUCUGCUAAAAUGUGAUCAUGUUCUCUCUCACAGUGUGUGUUUUUUGGUUAUUAGUUAGUAAUUAAACUGUUUUGCCGCCAUGUUGGUUUGGUUGAAGAUCUGCAGUCGGUGUUUUCUGCGGAGUCGUGUUCUUCAAAGAGGGUUUCAGUCUGUUACAACAGUCAGACACAGAUGGGCUGAGCCCCAGGUAAACUCAGCCGCUGUGUACCGAUGGUGCUCCACUGUUCAGGGCGAAGUGAGGGUCCGGUUUGCCCCCAGCCCCACAGGCUUUUUGCACCUUGGAGGUCUCAGAACUGCUCUCUACAAUUAUAUUUUUGCAAAGAAAUAUGGAGGCGCGUUCAUCCUGCGACUGGAGGACACAGAUCAGAGCAGGCUGGUUCCAGGAGCAGCAGAGUCCAUAGAGGACAUGUUGGAGUGGGCUGGUAUUCCACCAGAUGAGAGUCCUCGUCGGGGAGGACCCUGCGGUCCAUACCUCCAGUCCCAAAGAUUAGACCUCUACAAUCAGACUGCCAGGAAGCUUGUAGAGAGUGGUCACGGCUACUACUGCUUCUGCAGCCCUCAGAGGCUGGAGCUGCUGAAAAAAGAGGCUCUAAGGGCCGGCCAGACACCACGCUACGACAACAGAUGCCGUCACCUGCGAGCGGACCAGGUCCAGGAGAAGCUGGCUCAGGGAGUGCCGCAUGUGGUCAGGUUUCGACUAGAAGCCGGCGUCGAGCCUUUCCAGGACCUGAUCUUCGGAUGGAACCGCCACGAGGUGGCCCAGGUGGAGGGCGAUCCAGUUGUGAUUAAAGCAGAUGGCUUCCCCACCUACCACCUGGCCAACAUUGUGGACGAUCAUUACAUGAAGAUCAGCCACGUUCUGCGAGGAUCCGAGUGGCUCAUCUCGACCUCCAAGCAUCUCCUAAUGUACCGCGCACUGGGAUGGACGCCGCCCACCUUCGGACAUCUGCCGCUUCUGAUGAAUAGUGAUGGCAGCAAGCUGUCCAAGAGGCAGGGGGACAUAUUCAUUGAAAACUUCUGUAGGGAAGGGGUUCUUCCUGAGGCUCUGCUGGAUAUCACAACCAACUGUGGAUCUGGAUUUACCUCCAAUCGAAUAGGACGGAGGUUAGAGGAACUGAUUUCUGAGUUUAAUCCUUCAAAGAUCACAACUCACUCUGCUUUGUUAGACCUGGAGAAGCUACCAGAGUUCAACAGAAUUCAUCUGCAGCAGCGAAUUGAAGAUGAGCAGAAGUGUUGUGUGCUUAUAAAAGAUCUACAGCAGCAAAUCCAGCAGGUUUAUGCUGCAGAGAUCCAGGAUAAAGAAGUGCUUGAAGGAAAUUAUAUUAGACGUGUGCUACACCUCCGUAAGGGUCACAUAACUUCCCUGAAGGAGCUUGUGAGCCCAACUUACUCCUAUCUGUGGGUGCGCCCUUCCCUCUCCAUCCAGCAGGUGGCAGCACUGACCAAGGAGGCUUCUCAUAUUGCGUCAUUAGUUCUGAGGUUAAUAGAAGAGCAGGGAGAGGAGCUGUCACUGGACCAACUAACCAAAGAUCUAAAGAGUUUGCCUAAGCAGACCAAAGCUACCAAGUACAGAGAGGUGAUGAAGCUGCUGCGCCUGGUCCUCAGCGGCCUGCAGCAAGGACCCAGUAUUGCCGAGAUGAUGGUAUCUCUGGGCCCCGCAGAGAUCAGACAUCGAUUCCAGAAGCUUCUGCUGCCUCCAGAUUCCUGUUAAAGAUGCUUCACAGAUAACCUCUCACUCUGUUAACUGUUCUGUAUGUUGAGAAAUACAAAACUUACAUCAAACUUGAUUACUCUGUCAAACAUGAAAGAGACUCAGCCGACUAAACAUUAUAAAUAUUUGAUGAUUUUGUUAGGUGUCUUAUAAGAUUUCUAUGUUUUGUUUGUAGAAAAAGUGCCUGACUCUAUGCACACCUGGAUGGGAAGUACCUUGCUGUUUUUUUAUGUAAAUGUUUUACUUCAGAAAAAUAACGUGUGCAUGCUCCACUGAUUCGAGAUGGAUGGAAUAAGUUGUUUUAAUUUGACAAUAUUAACAAGAAUAAUGACAAACUGUUUUAUUGUGACUGUUUUCUGGCUUUCGAAGGCCAUAUAAUGCAGUAAUCUCUUGUCUUUUUUUAGAUGUUGCAUCAUAUUUAUUACCCCAGAGGAACAGGAAGUUGUGAAUUACAGAUAAAUAAAAAGUUCACUGAAACUGUGAAGAACUUUGAAAAAAAGGUAAAAUAAUAAAGAAAAUGCUUCAGUUGGAGUCUUUCUAUGGGAAUUCUCUCAGGCGUCCAUUUGUGUCUCAUUUUCCACUCUGACUCAGUGUGCUCCAAACAAGUUUGCUAUAUAUAUGUUUUUUAUUUAGUUAUUUUUUUAAGUUUCUGAUUAGGUCACAACAGCAACAACAAUAACAACAAAAACUAGCAUCAAUAGUUGCAUUUCAAACUCUUAUCUCAAAAUAUACAAGACUAAUAUUCCAGAUGCAUGCCAAGUAUUUACAUCUGCUGUGAAAGUUUAAAAAAAACAUACUAUUUCCUCACUUUUUGGCUUUAAAUCAGAUUUAUGCCAUUCAAGAGUAUCACAAACAAUCCUUCCUGUUCUAAAGGCCAACAUAAUGAGAUAAUUUUGUUGCUGUCCACAAAUUCAGAAAACUACAUGAAUUAGGAUCACUAAGCCUUUUCUUACAAAUGAUGGCAUGCUUUGAAAGCUUCAGAUAUGUUGAUUUAUUAUUUUAAAGCAACUCCAACCUCAUUUUGGAGACAUGUUAUAAGAUUUAAUGUUUUAACAUUAAAAUUUUAUUACACAAUUUUCUCUCUGACCUGCCUGUGGUCUUUCUUGGUCUUCAUCCUGUUUGUUGACUAAUAUUCUGUUAAUAGUUCUUCACAUAGCAGCUUUAUUUAUGCUGAUAGUAUAUUGCACACUGGAAGAUUCUGUUUAGUUUUAUGACUUUUAAAAAUAAUAUAAUUAAGUUUGGAUGUUAUUUAUUGCUGUCAUUAGGACUGAACACAAAUGUCACACUUUCAGAUUUGCAUACCACAGAAAAUGUAUAAUACUAUUUUUGUUGCUAUUACUACUGUAUGAUAAUAUAUCUAUUAAACUGUC
Molecule: messenger RNA, 3269 nt
Organism: Poecilia latipinna (sailfin molly)
Lineage: Eukaryota; Metazoa; Chordata; Actinopteri; Cyprinodontiformes; Poeciliidae
Gene: ears2
Product: glutamyl-tRNA synthetase 2, mitochondrial
Exons: 10
Coding region: 268-1899 (543 amino acids)
Biological process (GO): glutamyl-tRNA aminoacylation
Cellular component (GO): mitochondrion
Molecular function (GO): glutamate-tRNA ligase activity; zinc ion binding; tRNA binding
Source: RefSeq, a predicted model, not a curated record